Molecule: messenger RNA, 1567 nt
Organism: Dothidotthia symphoricarpi CBS 119687
Lineage: Eukaryota; Fungi; Ascomycota; Dothideomycetes; Pleosporales; Dothidotthiaceae
Product: CDC73-domain-containing protein
Exons: 2
Coding region: 60-1280 (406 amino acids)
Biological process (GO): positive regulation of transcription elongation by RNA polymerase II; transcription elongation by RNA polymerase II
Cellular component (GO): Cdc73/Paf1 complex
Molecular function (GO): RNA polymerase II complex binding
Source: RefSeq, a predicted model, not a curated record
GUUCAAACAACCAUCUCACCACCCCUCGACACGUGCCUCACGCGCCCACACCUCACAACAUGGCCGCCCAAGCCGAAGCCGCCGACCCUCUCUGCAACCUGCGCCUCGCGAUAAAAGCCAGCAACGACCCCAUCCUCACCACCAGCGACAACGCCCCAGCCGCCUCGCUCGCCCACGCAACUCACAUAUCCUUCAACUUUGGCGAUGCGCACCGCAGCUUCGAUCUCACGGCGCCGACGCGCUUCGCCCCGGACAGCAAGCCCGUCGACCUGCGCAGCUGCUACUUUGCCUGGCUGAACAAAGACGCUGCCGUCCCGGACUACCUGGCAGCCGUCCAGCUGCUCAAUGAGGAACUCCCCGGCGGCGCGGGUGGUAGCGUGCAGAACCUCACGUUUGCGCAGAAGAUUGAGCUGGUUGCGUGGCUGAACGGCGAGACGGAGAGCAGUGAUAGUAUCGCUGCGAUUGAUGCUGGCGCGGCGAGCGCAGCAGCGGGGGACGCGGCGGCUAUCGCAGGCGGGAAGGGCGUGCCUGUUGAUCGCGAUGGGGGGAAGAUGGUGGACGGGCGGCUGCUGCAGAUCUACGACGGGGAGCGGCGCAUGGGCGACCACAACUCGGUGCUGCGAGGGACAAAGGCCAUUGACUUCUCCCCCUACCGCCGCACAGCCCAGCAAUUCCUCCGCUCCCGCCCCUCCUCCACAUCGAAGCCCAUCCCCGCCGCGCCCCUGACCACAACCCUCACCAAGCGGCCCGCCAAACGCCUCGAGCCCAUCAUCCUGCUCUCGCCCUCGGCCUCCUCCCUCCUGCGCACCAGCAACAUAAAAUCUUUCCUUGACGAGGGCGUCUUCGUGCCCGCCGACGCAGCCAACACCGCCUCGAACAUGGUGCGCAUCCAGCGCGUGCUGCCCAGCAUCUCCUCGGCGCCCAUCACCUUCAUCCUCGUCGACUCGACCACGUCCUUCAAGCCCACGUACUGGUCGCGCGUCGUCGCCAUCUUCACCACCGGCCAGACGUGGCAGUUCAAGGACUACAAGUACACGAACCCUGCUGAGCUGUUUGCGCACUAUCCCGGUGUAUAUGUCGGGUGGCAGGGCGAGGAGCCCCCUGAGAAUGUGGGGAAUUUGGGCAGAGGCGUGCUGAGUGCUAAGGUGGAUAAGUGGACGGGCAGCGAGAAGGGGAGGUGGAGGGAUAGGGAGGUUGUGGAGAGGAUUUGGGGGAGGGUUGAGGAGGGUAUGCGGAGGGGCGCGUGGACGAAGGAUGGGCCUGGGUUGGCGGGGCGGUAGAGAUGUGUUUUAAUAGAAUGGGCGUUUGGGCGCUGCUGGGUUUCCGUCUCUUUGAGCUGUAGAGGAAUUGAGGUGAGUUGAGAGGAAAUCAUGACUUUGUAAAAGCGUCAAGUCAGGAGCUGAAUAUUUGGACUAGCAAGCAAUCAUUCAUAAUCGUUGUAUGAUGUUGAGUGAGGCAAAUCAUCUAUGUCACUCUUCUAGCAAACAAGGAACACCAAAGCACUCUCAUGAGUUGAGUUGUAUAUUAAACAUAAAAGAGUUUCUUGAAACUAUGUAUAGAAGUCUAU